GUCAGUUUCAAAGCGAUGCACAGAGACAGCGGGAAGGUGACAACGGUCGUGGCCACACCGGGUCAGGGACCGGACCGCCCACAGGAAGUCUCCUACACUGACAUCAAGGUCAUUGGCAAUGGGUCGUUUGGUGUGGUGUACCAAGCUCGCCUCAUCGACACACAGGAGAUGGUGGCCAUCAAAAAGGUUCUGCAGGAUAAGAGGUUCAAGAAUCGGGAACUACAGAUCAUGAGGAAGUUGGACCACUGCAACAUUGUCCGAUUACGUUAUUUCUUCUACUCUAGUGGCGAGAAGAAGGAUGAAGUGUACCUCAACCUCGUGUUGGACUUUGUCCCCGAGACGGUCUACAGGGUUGCCAGGCAUUUUAACAAGGCCAAGAGCAUUAUUCCUAUCAUAUAUGUGAAGGUGUACAUGUACCAGUUGUUUCGCAGUCUGGCUUAUAUCCAUUCCCAAGGUGUGUGUCACAGAGACAUCAAGCCCCAAAACCUGCUCGUCGACCCAGAAACUGCCGUCCUAAAGCUGUGUGACUUUGGCAGCGCAAAGCAGCUUGUCCGGGGUGAACCAAAUGUGUCGUAUAUCUGCUCACGGUACUACCGCGCCCCGGAGCUGAUUUUUGGCGCCACAGACUACACAGCAAACAUCGACAUCUGGUCAGCUGGCUGCGUACUGGCAGAGCUGCUGCUCGGACAGCCCAUAUUCCCCGGCGACAGUGGAGUGGAUCAGCUAGUGGAGAUUAUCAAAGUAUUAGGAACACCAACAAGGGAACAAAUUCGAGAGAUGAAUCCAAACUACACAGAAUUCAAGUUCCCUCAGAUCAAAGCGCAUCCUUGGACCAAGGUGUUUAAACCUCGCACCCCUCCAGAGGCCAUUGCGCUUUGCUCUCGGCUGCUGGAGUACACGCCAGCCUCGCGCCUCUCCCCGCUA
This is a messenger RNA of Neolamprologus brichardi, 924 nucleotides long. Lineage: Eukaryota; Metazoa; Chordata; Actinopteri; Cichliformes; Cichlidae. The record is from RefSeq and is a predicted model, not a curated record.